CAAAAAAAUUAAACGCGGCCGGCUUGGUAAUUUUUUCAGGAUCCAGUAUGAGUAUCCAGUAGAGUGUAGAGGCCCUGAUAUAUAUUGAUGUAAUGUGAUAUUCCGUAGUUUUGUAGGCCUUUGACAUGAUAGCAGUGACAAUUUAAAGUCACAUGUUUUUUAGUUGUACGAUUGAACGUCUUUUGCUUGAUUCUUAAUUGUUCCAGAGUAACUGAGCCAAAGGGUCAAGAUGAACACAGACACAGAAGGGUUUGGGGACCUGCUCCAGCAGGCGGAGCAGCUGACGGCAGACAUGGACUCGGGCACAGACCUGCCUCAUGUUGAGCGCAACCUGCAGCAAAUCCUGGAGGCGGGUCAGCGUUUGCUCUCACGGGCCACCCCAGCUACUCAGGACAACACUGAUGUGCAGGCAUCCAUACUCUUGGGCAGCAAGGGAUUUGUCUUGCCCAAGAUUUCUGAGCGCCUAGAGGGUCUGAGAGCAGCCACAACUUUUGAGCCGUUAGAGCCAGUCAGGGACACAGACAUACAGGGUUUCCUUCGUAAUGAAAGAGAAAAUGCUCUGUUGGCUGUGAUAGAGCAGACGCGCAAAAAUACGUUUGAAGAGGUGGAGCGCAGACAGUGGGAAUGUAUGGAGAACGAGUGGGAGAGAGAGAAACAGAAAAUUCUCAACUCCCUGCUUGGUUCCGGCCAGGAAUCCUUUGAGUUUCAGCAGGACCCGGAGCUUCUGAUGACAGAAUCAGAGUUGAGUGGUGGAAGGAGCAGUUUGGAUCACAUUGAGAUGGCCUAUGCCAGACAGGUAUUCGUGUACAAUGAGCACGUGAUAGAGAAUGGCAUCUUGCCUAGCCUGGUGGACAUGUUCCUCGAGGUGGCUCACAAGAUCAACGACCAGAGUGUGACAGACCUCUGGCAAAUGGUCAAGUGCAUGACGGAGAUUCCCCUGGGUCAGAUGUUUGGCAACCAGCCAUCAGUUAUUCGCAAGGACCGACAGAUCCAGGCCCAUUUAUUGUCUCGGGCCAGACAGUACCUGGAGCAGAACUACAUCCGCUACAUAGAGAUGACUAUCUCCACCAACCUACGGCAGGUCCAGUUGGGCGGAGUCCCCGGGACCUACAAGCUGGUGCUCAGUUUCCUCAAUGUCAAGCCUCCUGUCGCGGUUCGCUCCGCUGAGGAUGGUGAAGUGGAUGGUCAGCCUGUGUGGGCUCUUAUCUUCUUCUGUCUGCGCUGUGGUGACCUUCGAGCGGUCAAAGACAUCUUGGACAGAGCUGGGCACCAGCUAGGUGACUUCCCAACGUUCUUUGCUGAGUACAUGAACUCCUCCGAUCACCGAUUGGGCCCUGGAAAUGACACCAAAAUCAAACUGAAUUACAGAAGAGUGAUCAAAAACUGUUCAGACCCUUACAAAAGGGCGGUAUACUGUGUGAUUGGCCGCUGCGACUGGGCAGAGGACCACGCGGAGAUCCUGGACAAGAUUGAUGACUACCUGUGGCUGAAGCUGUCUCACAUACAGGAGGUUUACUCUGACAGUGGUCAGGAGCAGCUCACACUCAAGCAGCUGCAGAAGAUGCUGUAUGAAGACUAUGGUGAACCCCACUUCAACGGCUACCAGCAGCCCUUCUUAUACUUCCAAGUGCUUUUCCUAACGGGUCAGUUUGAGGCAGCCAUAGAGUUCUUGUCUCGGAUCGAGCGUCUGCGAUAUCACGCUGUCCAUGUGGCAUUGGUGCUCUAUGAGAUGAAGAUGCUGGUUCUGCCCUCUGACUGCCAGGCCCAGCUGUUGAGCGAGGACAGCUCCGACUCUGCAGGGCUUCGACGACUGAACCUAGCCCGUCUUAUCAUGAUGUACACACGCAAGUUUGAGGCCACUGAUGCCCGGGAGGCAUUACAGUACUUCUUCUUCCUCAGGAAUCUGAAAAGCCCAGUAGGCGACAAUCUGUUUAUGUCUUGUGUCAGCGAAUUGGUCUUGGAGACUCGAGAGUUUGAUAUGCUCCUCGGCCGACUGGAGAAGGAUGGCUCAAGGAAACCUGGUGCCAUUGACCGGUUCCAGCAAGACAACCAGCGCAUCACAGAGAUGGUUGCCAAGGAUACAGAGACCAAGGGUCUGUUUGAAGAUGCUGUUAGGCUCUACGACCUUGCAAAGAACCACGAGAAAGCCUUGAGUCUGAUGAACAAGCUGCUGAGUCAGGUCGUUGCCAUAGCGCCUAGUCCACAGUCCCCAAGAGACCGGUUGGCCACUCUGGCCGUAAGCAUGGCAGAACGAUACCAGUCCAUGGGUCAUGAGGGAACACAGGUCACGACUCGCACCUUCUUCCUCCUCCUUGACCUUGUGACUUUCUUUGACUUUUGUCACUCUGGCACUGUCAACAAGGCUCUAGAGGUAAUUCAAGGCAUCAACCUUCUUCCUUUUGCACCUGAAGAAGUGGAGCACAAGGUCAACAGUUUCAAGCACUAUUCCGAGGAGAUCCGCCGAUGCCUGCCUGACAUACUGUUGGCCACCAUGAAUAUCCUGCUCAGCAAGUACAACAACAUCAGAAACUCCAGUUCUCAGGGUCCCUUUGUGCGGACAGGUGCUCUUGCAGAUGGAGGCAAAGACACUUAUUUGAACUACUUACGGAGCCAGGCUAAGACGUUAAUCAUGUUUGCCGGGAUGUUGCCGUACCGACUGCCAGGAGAUACAAAUGCCAGACUUGUGCAGACCGAGGUGCUCAUGAGCUGAAUCUGACUAACGCGCACUCACACACUGAUGUUAUGCUCUGCCUGUGUAACUGUAACUGGUUUCUUGAACAUUUUUCAACUUGCAAACAAAAUAUAUAGUCACAAAAGUUUGCCUUCAGUUCUUUUUGCCUUCAGUUCUUUUGCUCUAUUUCAGGCCCAUGCUGACUCCGGAUUUUUAUUGACAAUCCACACAUCAUCCUCAGUAAUGGAUAAAAAAAAUAAAAAAUUGGCCUAUUUCUUCCAGUUACAUAGUCAGAGCAUGGGACCAUCAGCAUUGGUUUCCAUGGUUUUAUGUAAUGACUUUUUGUGUUUACACUCGAGUGUCUGAAUUCAAGAUUGGAGCAGCUAUUUCCACAAAAGUGCAGUGAGUGCGGUUGUUGCCAUAGGACAUGAAGAUUAGGAAUGUCUUUGCUUAAAGCUCAUAGACCAAGUAUGGUAUAAAAAUGUUUCAGGGCAUAAGAAUAGAAACAAAUUAUUUGGAUUUCUCUCUUGCUCCAGACAGAGUUAUGAAGAGAUACAUGGAUUUUAUGACUUGCCUUGUAAAUCUCAAGCUGUUAAGAAGUUUACUGUAAUGUCACCUUAAAAAUUGUCUGUGCUAUGAUAAUUUAAACUGUUCUUGGUACUGUAAUGCUUUCGAAAUGAGAAAUGAUCAAUGAUUCAUGCAUAUUUGUGUAUGAGAUAUGUAUCUCUAUUCUUGUAAACAAUUUUUCACCUUUGUUUAUUGACUUGAGCUUCAUUUCAAUUCGCUGCCUGUAAAAUGGUUGUCAAAGCAGAGGGUAGAUAGUAGGCAGUCUAACUUAGGUUACAUCUUAUUCCAAGUCUUGAAUUAUUUUUCUUAUCAGCCACCUGGCAUUUUUAAAACUUAAUAAUGGUUAAUGUUAUUUGUUGCAUCCAAUACACACGCAAAUAGACGUCAGUUCGAAGUUGGGGAAGUUUAGGGUCAAUUUUUGUUUUGUUUUUUUGGCCAACUGUGGCGACCUAUAAAAACAACACACCAGAAUUCAUAUAUGUAAAUAUCCCUUCAGUAAUGUCAGUGGACGUCCUAUGUAUGUGCUUGUAUUUGUGUAAUUUGUCGUUUGAAAGGGGAUGGCAUUGAGACCAUGUUUGUUUUACUGUGACUUGAUAAGAGACUGAGGGUGAGUGAGAGAGUGAGGGUGAGUGAGAGAGUGAGGGUGAGUGAGAGAGGAAGAGAGAAAGGAAGUUCAAAUCUGUGUAAUGAAAAAUAGGUGUUUUUCAUUGUUAUGCACUAUGAGAAUAAAAUCCUCCUUUUGAAAUUAUUUUGUUGUAGAAGGGGGCCAUCUUUUUUUUGUAUUUCUCCUUUGGUACUGCUCAUGCUGCCAUGUCUUCGAAAUAAUUGCUGCUGUAGGUUGCUAGUGAAAGCUUUUAAAGAUUUAGGAUCACAAUUUAGACUCUACAGCAUCUAACUUCUUUUGCUCAUGACUCCCCCCUUCCAUUGAUAUAAAUCUUUUCUCUAUUGCUUUUAGGUUUUUGUUUGUGGGGGGGGGGGGGUGAGGUGGCAUUUACUUUUUCCAGUUCAUGACAAAACUGGUGGUCCGUUUUAUGUUUGGGAUAUGGAGAAGGGAACUUGGGCCUCCUUUGAGUAUUUUGUUAGUAUGAAUUACAUUCAUAUAUAUAUAUAUCUAUGUAUGCAUUGAUUUUGUGAAGGAGACAUUGAGGCAUUGUUUUGUAUUUUCUAAUGCAUUGUUGUUUCUCUUUGUAAUAAAAAAAAAAUAGUUGACUGUUUUUCA
This is a messenger RNA of Aplysia californica (California sea hare), 4457 nucleotides long. RefSeq names its product nuclear pore complex protein Nup93. NCBI's taxonomy places the organism in Eukaryota, Metazoa, Mollusca, Gastropoda, Aplysiida, Aplysiidae. Gene Ontology annotation, cellular component: nuclear pore. The record is from RefSeq and is a predicted model, not a curated record. Gene Ontology annotation, biological process: poly(A)+ mRNA export from nucleus; protein import into nucleus. Gene Ontology annotation, molecular function: structural constituent of nuclear pore. The transcript is spliced from 23 exons. Bases 230 to 2710 code for a protein of 826 amino acids.